This is a messenger RNA of Cuscuta europaea, 1090 nucleotides long. NCBI's taxonomy places the organism in Eukaryota, Viridiplantae, Streptophyta, Magnoliopsida, Solanales, Convolvulaceae. The record is from the annotation of a GenBank genome assembly.
GUUGGAAACGAAUGCUGACAAAGAAUCGGACACUCCAAUGCUAACACCAAAAACACAUUCGAUUUUCAAUUAAAUACUGUCCAUCUUCACCACCUUCGCCCCACCCUUUCUUCUCCUCUCCGCCGGUGGAAGCCUGCCGCCGUUCUGUCCUUCCCUCUUCUCCGGUGGCUGAAUUGGAGUGAGGAUGAUUUCGAUUCGGUUUCCUAUCAGGCGCUCAUUGUCGUGCCUGGACACGCUACCGCUGCAUUCGUGGUCAUUCAAUUUCUGCUCAUUCUCUGCCUCAGCUCACUCCUCCUCCGCCGCUGCCACCGAAGCCGAUAGAUGCAUCAGGGAAGGCCCCAGGCACGACUGGACCAGACCUCAGAUAAAGUCCAUUUACGACUCCUCGCUUCUCGAUCUCCUCUUCCACGGCGCUCAAGUCCAUAGGCACGCUCACAACUUUCGAGAAGUACAACAGUGCACAUUGCUAUCUAUAAAGACAGGAGGUUGCAGCGAGGACUGCGCUUACUGUCCCCAGUCCUCCAGGUACGGAACUGGUGUGAAGGCCGAAAAGCUCAUGGGAAAGGAUUCCGUUCUGGAUGCAGCACACAAGGCAAAAGAGGCAGGUAGUACUCGUUUUUGUAUGGGUGCUGCAUGGAGAGAUACAAUAGGAAGGAAAACAAAUUUCAACCAGAUCCUUGACUAUGUGAAACAAAUAAGGGAGAUGGGAAUGGAGGUGUGCUGCACAUUAGGAAUGCUGGAGAAGCAGCAAGCUUUGGAGCUCAAGAAUGCUGGUCUUACGGCAUAUAAUCAUAAUCUCGACACUUCUAGAGAGUAUUACCCAAACAUCAUAACCACAAGAACAUAUGAUGAUCGGCUAGAAACUCUUAAGAAUGUCCGUGAAGCUGGAAUAAGUGUCUGUUCAGGGGGGAUAAUUGGUCUUGGUGAGGCCGAUGAUGACCGGAUUGGUUUGUUACAUACAUUGGCAACACUUCCUGAACACCCUGAAAGUGUACCCAUUAACGCACUAGUUGCAGUCAAAGGAACACCUCUUGAAGACCAGAAGCCUGUGGAAAUAUGGGACAUGAUUAGGAUGAUAGCAACUGCCCGC